AUGAGCGCCCCAAAGACGGUUGAAAUUGCAAAAUCAUUGCCGCCGCGCCUGCUGCGCUUCUUCCAAAAGUACCCUCCGCCUGCGUUGUUCCCUUACCUCGCAUCCCCACUUCCAAAUCCAUCGCAACCGGCAGCCAACACAACAUCAACCACCCCGCCCACCGACCCCAAUGCCUCAAUUAGCGAGAUGGCGGCACCAAAUAACACUCCAAUACCCUCGAGCGCACCCCAAAACUCAAACAUACCGCCAGAAGCGCACAAACUUCCCUACCCAAACCCUUUCCUCCCACACAAGAACUUCGCAACCGGACGAUGGCAGAGCCCCGCCUAUGGACUGCGCAAGCAGGCCGACCUGGUGAAGCUUGCUUCUGAGCACGGUGUUGUCGAUCUACUACCAUGGACCAUCAAAAAGCCGGGUGAGAAGGAGCGACAGAGGGUGGAUAGGGGUUUGCAAGUCAAGGGCACGGGCGAGGGACAAAAGGUCAAGGGAAAGCUGUGGGAACGAACGCUCAAGGGCCGCCUAGAGAUGAGGCGACAGGCUAUGCUGAACAUGCCUGCCUUGAUUCAGGAAUGGAAGCAAAAGGGACAUGGCAGGGGCUGGAAGAAGUGGCCGAGUGGCAAGGCAAAAUAA
This is a messenger RNA of Bipolaris zeicola 26-R-13, 630 nucleotides long. RefSeq lists its product as uncharacterized. The coding region runs from base 1 to 630 and encodes 209 amino acids. Gene Ontology annotation, cellular component: mitochondrial large ribosomal subunit. Gene Ontology annotation, molecular function: structural constituent of ribosome. The transcript has a single exon. The record is from RefSeq and is a predicted model, not a curated record. NCBI's taxonomy places the organism in Eukaryota, Fungi, Ascomycota, Dothideomycetes, Pleosporales, Pleosporaceae.